UUUCACAUUUUCUCCAUCACCAAUUGUGCAUAGUUAAGAUAGAUUUAUUUUGGAUGUAAGAUCACGAAAAUAAAAGAAAAGAAAAAGUAUUUUAAAAGUAGAACUUUUCAACAAUCCAAGCAGUGAAAUUUGAUCCAAAAUCCGCAAAGUUUUUUCCAUUUCUUGUGUAUUAUGUGGUGAAGAAUAGAAUAGUGAGUGAGUGAGGGAUACAACGAGAGACACACACAAUGAUGGACAUCAACAAAAGAAUGCAGGGACUGGACGAGUCAAGUGUAAGACAAACAUCGGAAAUGUCGAAUUUUCCGGAAUCACAAUUUUCCGACACGUCCAGCAACGUUCAACAAUCAACUGCCAGCAACAAUAACAACAGCCCCUGCGAGGAAGAAUCUACUGUAAACUUUCCAAAAACAGAAAACAGCCCCAUGGUGCCAGCGUCUGAUGGAGAUAUAGAUAAUAUAGGUAACUCCAAUGGUUCUGGCCACAACAUCACAUCGCCAAAUUCCAAAAACACGAAUAAAACUAAUCCCAAUGCCACGCUGACCAAGUCGGGUAGCGACGAGAAGGAAAUCAAGGAGGAAACCACAUUGUCGCCACCGCACACUUCUCCACUUGCUAAAAACGAUGACAACGACGAGAGUCAAGAACGUGCGAAAAGUGCUGGAGCAGCAAUGACUGGAAGCGUAAAUCCCAAUGUAGAGGGAGUCAGCACAAAUGUGAGCCCCAAAUCCAACCCGGACAUGUUUAAUAACUCCACAAAUAUGCAGAAUUUACCCAGAGGUUUGAAUCCUUAUAACAAUGGAAACAACAAGUUUAAUUAUCCAAACCAAGUUGUUGGCAUAGGAGGAGUGGGAGUAGGAGGAGGAGGCGGAGGCGGCGGCGAAAAUCAAGGACCAAUGAAUCCUGCAAGCAAUGGAGGAAUCGGAGGAGGCAGUGGCGAUUACCUGCAACAACACAAUCACGUGUUUGUAUUUUCCACGCAACUUGCAAAUAAAGGUGCCGAGGCAGUUGUCGGCGGACAAUUUCCCACAAUUAUAGCCUACCAUUGUAUGCAGCCAUCGACGAAGUUAUUUCUGGAAGACUUUUUAAAAAAUCCAGCCAAAGCUUCAAAAAUGCAAAAACAGAAUCCACCAAACCUAAUGAAUCUCAUGCAAUCGGAAAUGAUGGGAAACCGACCAGGCGCCCAACCCUUUUGGUUAAAUGAUGGCGGUAACAAUGUUGGCAAGAUGCCACAUAGGCCCCGUUCCCUGCGCAAUGCCGGUGUCGUUAACAAAAAUAGCCCUAGUUGGGAACAGGCCGCUAAUUUGGAUAGUAAAAUCGGACCACCAUCGAAUCCUUUGGAUGUAUUGGCCAAUACUGAAGGCUUUGAUAGUGCCCAAAUGUGCGGUGGAGGUAUUAAGGACGUCGAUAAAUCCAAUAUACCUUCACUGCAGGGUGUGAAGGUUCCAGAUGAGAACCUAACACCACAGCAGCGGCAGCACCGUGAGGAACAGCUGGCAAAGAUAAAGAAAAUCAAUGAGUUUUUAUUUCCCGAAAGUGAUGGCAAUGAUUUCCAACCACCAAACAUGAUGAAUAGCAGUGGCGGUGCCGGGGUAGGGGUACCUUCGGACGGAGCGUCUUGUACAAAUAAUGCAACUAAUCCAAUAGACAGCAUGAACAAUGCUUUAAAUACAGGAAAAAUUGCCCCGGCGGUAUCCGGCACAAACAUAGGUGACGAUGUGCCACCAACUGGAGCUACCGGCGGAGAUUCUAUGCCCUUGGGACCAGGGCAAAACUCAAAACAAGGAUGUACUUCAAAAAUAAAUGCAAAUUUAAAUUCAUUGAAACCCAACCCCAGUGCUCCUGAUUCGAAUCCAGACAUGAACCCUUCCUUCAACAUGAACAGCUGUCCGUCGCUAGAAGGCGAUGCUGGGGGUCACAGUGGUGUCCCACCAGGGAUGAACAUGCCCAAUGAGGAGUGGUCAAAGUUUCAGAACAAUAUUUUCCCCGACGGCUUCAAAUUCAGAGAAAACUCCAAUCCCAUGAACAAUCCCAGUGGUUUGCCCGGCAAUCAAUUACCCAACCAAACUCCGUCAUUGCCCCGUCCGCUGUCUACAGGUGUUGGAGGAUACGGUAUGCAAUCCCGCCCCAAUGCCGGUCCCAGUCCUACAAACCGCAACAACAACGGGCCUCCGCCGCCAUACCAUCAAACACAGCGCUCAGCAUCAGUGCCAAUAUCGACACAGUCUCCUACACAGCCCAACAUCAACAACGCCACUGCAGAUAUAGGCUUGACAUCACCUCAUGGAGGACGUGUUCCCUUUGGAAUGUCUUCAACGCCGCCACACAUGGACUCGUCUAACACUUCCACUAGCGUAACUAAUCCAUCACAUUCAUCAGCUACAUCCUUUCCCGGCCUUAACAGCGGCAAUGUCAAGAAUAUCUAUUCAUCCAAUAUGAAUUCAUCACAGAACUUCGGCGGGCCACAAAAUCCUGCAGGCCUCAAUAAUAUGUCAAACUCCCCCGGUUCCCUGUCACUGCCCCAUUUAUCCCACGCAGAAAUGGAUCCCAUGAAUGCUGGCAACAAACUGAAACGAGGAAGUCCUCAGAAAAGCAAGAGCCCCCUCAUCAAUGAUAUGCAAGGCAACAUUGGCAUGGAUUCCAAAUAUGGAAACUUCGGGCUCAAUUAUAACAUGUGUGGAGGAGGCCCCGGGGGCAAUAUGCCGCACGUUGGUCCCCAGAACAUGCGUCAGAACAUGGGACAGAUGCCACCACAGUUUUGUCGUCGCAUCGACAAUAUACCACUUAAUCCGAACUGCAAUCGGUUGAACCAGAAUAAGCCGGUGGGUAAUUUUGAUCCCAUUGCGUCAUUAGCUCAGAUGUCACAGCAGUUGACAGGCAGUGCCAUGGGAUUGGGCUCGCUAGGUGGUGGCGGUGGCGGUGGCGGCGGAGGAGGCGGCAACAGUUCUUCGACUGGUCUUAUGGAUGUCAACAGCGGAGAUAUGAUGGGAGGACCCCCUGGUCGCAGUGACCAUCCCUUGGACCACUGCAACCAAAUGCCUAACAACAACAUGGGAAUGCCAGGAAUGGGCGGAGGUGGUCCUGGACGUCCUGGUCCCUAUGGGUCCGACCCAAUGAACAGCAUGGAUGCAAUGGAUCAGCGCAUGUUAAAUGGGAAAAUGUGUCUGCCGGGGCACUUUAAUCACAAUCCCCUGACCGGUGUUGGGUUGAGAGACUCCAACAUGGGUGGCAACGAUAUGAUGUCUGCAAAUCGCGCCAUGAAUCGUCGAAUGCCAAAUAAUUUCGAUAACUUUAACAUGUCGUCGAACGUGCAUGUCCGUGCAAGCGCUCCCAAUACCAUCCAGUAUAUGCCUGCCAGAUCUCAAAAUAUGAACAAUAUGCGAAUGCCACCCAGCAUGGAGUUCUUUCAACGUUAUGGUAAUCCUCACGGCAACCAGAUGGGUGGUGGUGUGGGCAAUGCACCCGGUGGAAUGCCCAACAACGAUAUGCAGAAUCCCAAUAUGAUGAAUUUAUUUGGAAAUUGUGGUCAGAUGCCACCUAAUGGACGGGGAGGUGGUCCCGGUAUGGGUGGACCCGGGCCAGUUGGUUUUGAGCCGAAUGAUCUGGGAGUUGAAGGCAAUCUAAUGCACAACGAUGCACCCUACAUGAAUGUACCAUGAAUCUCGACGAGUACAUCAUGCCCCAUCGUCAUCGUCAUCAUCGUGGUCGUCGUCGUCGCCAACGUCAUCAACAUCAAAUUUGUGUCCCUGUUUUUGUGUCGUUCCAUGUACUCAUUCAGUACAAUACGAAAUUCUGUAGCAAAAUUGAUGUAGUGCCAUUCUAAGCGCCACCCUCUUGUCUUUAACACGUUACGCUCGUUUGUGCUCCUAAUCAUCGAUGAGUAAAUGAAAUUUGUUCGUGUAUAUUAUUACAAAAAAGAAAAACAAAAAAGAAAAAAAAGAAGGAAAAUAUGAAAAAAAUAGACAUAAUUAGUUUAAGAAAUCUGAUUUUCUUUAAUACAUGUUGAAAAUACAUACAAAUACCGUUGGGCUAAUCCAAACCGAAUUUCGUUUUGUAAAUUGUGGACGGACACAGCACAGCAUACGCUAGCCAUGGCUGGUGAAAAUGUUCUUGUUUUCGUACCUUCUGAAAUGCUGUAUAAGAAAAUUGAUCGGAAACAUUGAAUUGUGAGCGUAGCUCAGAUCAAAUUGUUUCUAAAAAAAUGAUAUAAGAAAUACUCUUCUCCGUUUUUUUUUUCCGAAACCCAGCAGACAAACCAUAUAUUCAAUGGUGCAAGCUUAUUCUUUUUUUUUCUUCAGACUCUUUUGGCUUGCACAUGAUCGUAACAAAAGCAAAAAGAAUAACUAAAUAUUUGUAUUAUUUUCCCAAUACAAUUUGUAUCUUAAUUUUAGUUUAUUCCUAUAGUAAGGUAUUAUUUAAUGGUAUUUGAUUCGAAGCAUAAUUUUAAAACCGGUCAUUUUUUUUGGCGGUAUGAAGCAGCAGCUGGAGAUUUUUAAUUUUUUUUUCUAUUAUUAUAAUUAUUAGUACUAUAGACAACACAUCUGAUUUCCGCUUUUAAUUUAAUUGUAAAUUGUAUUGUUGUAUGCAUGUAGUUUACAAAUUACCAUCUAUCCCCCCCUCCUCCCCCUUUAUGUAUAUAUUAAUAUUAUACCUAUCUAUAAGCAAUAUUGUAUAUUGUAAUAUUCACAAAGAUUUGUUCUUUCUUUUAAUUUCUCUUAGUUUCUUGUUUAACUUUAAUCUACCUUUUUAAGUGUAUGACCUAAUUAUGACCCACUUUGGAAAUGCAUUAGCCAGUAAGAUAUUUCACUUUGCAUCACUAAUAAAGGAUUGGUAAUGAAAUAAA
Musca domestica (house fly) is the source of this 4840-nucleotide messenger RNA. RefSeq names its product protein BCL9 homolog. The transcript has 2 exons. Lineage: Eukaryota; Metazoa; Arthropoda; Insecta; Diptera; Muscidae. The coding region runs from base 228 to 3656 and encodes 1142 amino acids. The record is from RefSeq and is a predicted model, not a curated record.